AUGGCAGUAUUGCUCCACGGACACCAGAGGGCCCUUCCCCCACGGCCUCUCCCUCCGCCCUUCGCCAAAGAAAAAAGGCCAAGCCCUGGCCACCGGGCUCCAACAUGGCGGCUCCCACGUCCCCGUCCGCCCCCCGCCGCUCUGCUCUCCUGGGGGAGCACGCUCCCGCUUCUGGGCUUGCGUGCCUCCGCGGAGCCUCGUCCCCUGUCGCUCCACGGAGCCUGCCCAAAAGCAAGGGCGAGGCUCAGCGAGGCCCAGCGACGUUCACCCAGGCUGCCGGCAGUGGCCAUAAUCCGCUCCGGGCCUCCAUCUUUGCCCCCGCGGCUCUGCAGGACGCCUCAGGAGACACACUGGUCAGCUCGUGGGCCCAGAGCCCCAACACCCACCCCUAGCCAGUCGGUGCCCGAUCCUCCGUCAGGACUCCCCCCAGAGGCCAGCGUGACCCUGAGGCCUCCAGCGGGCCACACACAAAGGGCGGCGGCGGCGGCGGCCCCCGGGCACGGGCCGGGAGGUCGGCAGAGGGGUCCACCUCCCACGGCCCGAGGACAGAGGGGCCCCGAGCACCGGGCCCUUCGCCCGUGGCCUCUCCUCGCCGCCGCCCCGCCCCUCCCCCCCCAAACGGCAUUCCGACGUGGACCCUGGCCCGCACGGGUCAGUGCGGAGGGCAGGCGGCCGCCAAAGCAGGGCCGCCGACACGGCCCCGUGCCUGGCCCAGGCUGCGUCUCGGGACAGCUCCCACGGGACGGGGCAGGCCAGGGACGGGGCAGGCCAGGGACGGGCCAGCCCCACGUGUGCCCCUGCUCUCCCGGACCCGGCCCUUUCCCAGCGGAGCGGGACCGGGCCAUCGCAUCCACUGCUGCUCUUCUCUCCCCUCGAUCGGCCCGGAUCCUAGGGUGGACUCCUCACGGUCCCUUUCAACUGCGCCCUGACAACCCGUCUACCGUGCCUGGGGCAUAG
Molecule: messenger RNA, 957 nt
Organism: Zalophus californianus (California sea lion)
Lineage: Eukaryota; Metazoa; Chordata; Mammalia; Carnivora; Otariidae
Product: formin-like protein 20
Exons: 1
Coding region: 1-957 (318 amino acids)
Source: RefSeq, a predicted model, not a curated record